Messenger RNA from Magnolia sinica, 1232 nucleotides. RefSeq names its product expansin-A6. The transcript has 3 exons. Gene Ontology annotation, cellular component: extracellular region. Gene Ontology annotation, biological process: plant-type cell wall organization. Lineage: Eukaryota; Viridiplantae; Streptophyta; Magnoliopsida; Magnoliales; Magnoliaceae. Bases 64 to 843 code for a protein of 259 amino acids. The record is from RefSeq and is a predicted model, not a curated record.
CCCUCUUUCGUUCAUCCCAUCUCUCUCUCUCUCUCUCUCUCUCUCUCCCUCUACCGGAGCGGUAUGGCUACUGUAGGCAUCGUCAUCACCGUCGCUUCGCUCAUCUCGUUUUUAACGCUAGCUGACGCCCGAAUUCCGGGCGUUUACUCGGGCGGGCCGUGGCAGAACGCCCACGCCACCUUCUACGGUGGGAGCGAUGCCUCUGGUACCAUGGGAGGAGCUUGCGGAUAUGGGAAUCUCUACAGCCAGGGCUACGGCGUGAACACGGCGGCUCUCAGCACGGCGCUUUUCAGCGACGGGCUGAGCUGCGGUGCUUGCUUUGAGAUAAAAUGCGCCGACGAUCCGACAUGGUGCCAUUCCGGCAGUCCUUCGAUAUUCAUCACCGCUACAAACUUCUGUCCGCCUAACUACGCCCUUCCCAGCGACAAUGGCGGGUGGUGCAACCCUCCUCGCCCCCACUUCGAUCUCGCCAUGCCCAUGUUCCUCAAGAUCGCCGAGUACCGUGCCGGAAUCGUCCCCGUUUCUUUCCGCAGGGUCCCAUGCCGGAAACAAGGAGGGAUCAGAUUCACCAUCAACGGCUUCCGAUACUUCAACCUCGUCCUGAUAUCGAACGUGGCCGGCGCCGGCAACAUUGUCCACGUCAGCAUCAAGGGAUCGAAGACGGGAUGGAUGAGCAUGAGCCGCAACUGGGGUCAGAACUGGCAGUCCAACGCAGUUCUGGUGGGCCAGUCUCUCUCCUUCCGUGUAACCGCCGGCGAUCGCCGCAAGUCUACCUCCUGGAACAUUGCUCCGGCGAACUGGCAGUUCGGUCAGACCUUUGCCGGCAAGAAUUUCCGGGUCUAACAGAAAUCAAAUCAUGAUUCCCGCCAUAGUUUUUAGGCGCUAAAUUCAAAUGGUUUGGGUUUCUCUUUUUUCGUUUUCUUUUUCAGAUUUUCUAGUGAGAAAGCAAAACGAGGGGUUAAAAGUAAAAAAAGUAAAGAUUGGAGAGUGUGUUUGAUGGGAUUUUGGUAGGGAAAAGAGAGAGGGAAAAAGGGGUGUGUUUUGGAACUUCUUUUAAUUACUAAGAGUGUGUUUUUAAUGGGGGUGUGUGGUUGAAAAAAACAGUAGUAGCGGUUGAAGUGGCUGCAAAAAGGAAAGCGUAGCCCGCAGCAGCUCUCUGCCUAUUUAUGUAAUUUGUUUGAUCUAUAUUUGGGGUUUAUAUGAUAUGAAAUGGUAGUAUGAUAGUUUUUAUA